Cebus imitator (Panamanian white-faced capuchin) is the source of this 2911-nucleotide messenger RNA. It is a transcript of the gene RSPH10B, whose product is annotated as radial spoke head 10 homolog B. The record is from RefSeq and is a predicted model, not a curated record. The transcript is spliced from 20 exons. Lineage: Eukaryota; Metazoa; Chordata; Mammalia; Primates; Cebidae.
UGGAGACCCGAGCCGAGUCUGGGACGCGGAGAGCUCCGCCACACCUCGGCUGGAGCCUGGCAAGGCCCCUGGGCUCCUGGAGCGAGAUAAAACUCCUCAGUGCUUUGAAACCAGCGGCUCUGAAACAAAGGAACCAUUUGAUAAAAGUAAACGUCGGAUCUUCUCAGGGCAAUGGUGAAAGAAAAGAAAAAAGCAGACAAAAAAGGGGAGAAGUCUGCCCGCUCUCCCUCAUCCCUCUCUGACAACCCAGACUUUUCCAAACAAGAUGGCAAUGCCACUAGGCAAGACAUGUCCCCAGUGGGUGUCCCACUGCUGGGAAUGCAGCUCAACGAAAUGAAACCCAAAAAAGACCCCCCAAACGUUCAGCAGAAUGAAGAUGCCACCCAAUAUGAAGAGUCCAUUCUGACCAAACUCAUAGUGGAAAGCUAUGAAGGGGAGAAAGUUCGUGGGCUGUACGAGGGAGAGGGCUUCGCAGCCUUUCAAGGCGGCUGUACCUAUCGGGGUAUGUUUUCAGAAGGACUCAUGCAUGGACAAGGGACUUAUAUUUGGGCCGAUGGAUUAAAAUAUGAGGGCGAUUUUGUGAAGAAUGUCCCGAUGAACCACGGUGUGUACACGUGGCCGGACGGCAGCACUUACGAAGGCGAAGUGGUCAACGGCAUGAGGAACGGAUUCGGGAUGUUCAAGUGCAGCACCCAGCCCGUGUCCUACAUAGGCCACUGGUGCAAUGGCAAGCGGCACGGGAAGGGCACCAUUUAUUACAAUCAAGAGGGCACGUGUUGGUACGAGGGAGACUGGGUGCAAAACAUCAAAAAGGGCUGGGGCAUAAGAUGUUUCGAGACGGGGUUUCACCAUGUUGGUUAGGCUGGUCUCGAACUCCUGACUUCAGGUGAUCCACCCACCACCUUGACUUCUCAAAAUGCUGGAAUUACAGGAGUGAGCCACCGCGCCCAGCCUGCUUUGUUCAUUUCUGAUGGCAGUUUGCUUUCUUUUCAGAAUGGCUUUGGAACACACACGUGGUUUCUAAAGAGAAUCCCCAAUUCCCAGUAUCCUUUGAGAAACGAAUACAUAGGAGAGUUUGUGAAUGGAUAUCGUCAUGGACAUGGCAAAUUUUAUUAUGCCAGUGGAGCUAUGUAUGAUGGAGAAUGGGUUUUCAAUAAGAAACACGGCAUGGGCCGAUUAACUUUCAAGAAUGGGCGUGUGUUCGAAGGAGAAUUCUCCAAUGACCACAUAGCUGGGUUUCCAGAUCUCAAAGUUGAAUUCAUCAGCUGCCAGGACCUGUCUUCAGGAGCUGCCCAAAGAUUGUCUGAGAGUGCCGAACUUAUCAGAAAGCUUGAUGGCAGUGAAAGUCACUCUGUGUUGGGAUCAAGCGUUGAGCUGGAUUUAAAUUUGCUCCUGAACAUGUACCCUGAGACAGUCCAAGCUGAAGAAAAGAAGCAGGUGGAAUAUGCUGUCUUAAGAAACAUUACAGAAUUAAGAAGAAUCUAUAGCUUUUAUAGCAGCCUGGGAUGCGACCACUCUCUGGAUAAUACUUUUCUGAUGACAAAGCUUCACUUCUGGAGAUUUCUAAAGGAUUGCAAAUUUCAUCACCACAAACUAACUCUUGCUGAUAUGGACAGGAUAUUAAGUGCCAAUAAUGACAUACCAGUUGAAGAAAUCCAUUCUCCAUUUACAACAAUACUUUUGAGAACAUUUUUGAACUAUCUCCUGCAUUUGGCAUACCACAUUUAUCAUGAAGAAUUCCAAAAGAGAAACCCAUCGCUCUUCUUGUGUUUUACAAAACUGAUGACUGAGAACAUUCGUCCAAAUGCCUGCCAAGUAAAAGGCAAUUUAUUCUGUGAGCAGCAGCGGACACUCUAUUCUAUGAGUUACAUCAGUAAGUGCUGGGAGAUUUAUCUAGCUUACUGCAGGCCCCGCGCAGCACCUCCCCACGAGCUUACCAUGAAGACGAGACACUUCCUCUGGAUGCUGAAGGACUUUAAAAUGAUAAAUAAGGAAUUAACAGCACCUAAAUUUUUGGAGGUCAUAGCAGAGGAUAAUCCUUUCAUCUAUGAUGGAAUUGACAGCAACUUGGAACCUGAGCUGGUUUUCCUGGAAUUCUUUGAAGCGCUCUUAAGCUUUGCAUUUAUGUGUGUUACUGACCAAAUGACUAAAUCCUAUGCAAAUGUUCCAGGUGAUGAUGUGUCUGGAAAUAAACAUGAAAAUAUUUAUACAAUAUUAAAUCAGGACGCCCAGAACAAGAGUCCCAAUGAGGUCAUGAGCCACGAAUCGGAUGCUGCUCACUCUGACAGUGCCAAGUCGUCUUCCAGCAAGUUAGGACCCUGGCCUGAUAUUAACAAGAUAAGGAAAUCAGAGUCCAAGAUGAAGAAGUCUCUAAGUCAUGAAAGAAUUUCCAAAAUGAAUUUUAAAUCUUCUGGAAAAGGGAUCACCUUUUUUUCAUCUCAGAGCGUUUACAAUUUCGACGGGGGGAGGGCGGGGGGGAACUACCUUCUCAUGUUUGCUUUCAGGCUGAAUAGCUUUAUCUUGAGAGAGGAAGAGGCCAAGAGACAAGACUAUGAGGUUGACAUCACGGUGAUCAAGGAGCCGGCGGACGUGUCGUCCUCUCACCUCAUCCUGGGCCCUCCCAAGGAGGAUGUGACUGUGUCUCCAUCUGCCAAGACCACCGCCAGCAAGAAGAAGAAGAAGUAGUGAGCCACAAUGACAUGCACAGAGGCUUAGGACAGCAGCAUUGUAGGAAAUCUUUUGGCCACUGUCCAGUUUCCUGUGCUACAGGAAAGUAUUGUCACAGUUUCCCAUGCUACAGGAAAGUCUUGUCACAGUUUCCCAAGGAACAGAAAAUGGAUGAAUGAAGUAGAGGCACUUGAUUAGAAUCUCAACAGUCAUGAUUUGUUCUAUUUACGUUUUUUUAAUGAUG